Messenger RNA from Scomber scombrus (Atlantic mackerel), 1498 nucleotides. Its product is annotated as OX-2 membrane glycoprotein-like. The transcript has 7 exons. The record is from RefSeq and is a predicted model, not a curated record. Gene Ontology annotation, molecular function: cell-cell adhesion mediator activity. Bases 1 to 1026 code for a protein of 341 amino acids. NCBI's taxonomy places the organism in Eukaryota, Metazoa, Chordata, Actinopteri, Scombriformes, Scombridae.
AUGGCGAACCGCGCAGUCUUAUAUUACCUUUUUCUGGUGGAGGGAUUUUCAAAAGGUCUAAUAGCUGUGAUACAAACACAGGAGACUGUGGUGGCAAAAGCAGGAGAAGAUGUCCUUUUGAGCUGCCGGCUCAUGCAGACUAAAGAUGUUCUUCAGGUCACCUGGCAGAAACUUCUACCGGAGGGGAAGAAGAAUUGUGCCACAUACAGUGAUCAUUUUGGGGAAACAGUGAACCCUGGUUUUCAGGGGAAAGUGGAGUUUAAAGAUGCUGGACUUCAGAACUGCUCCAUAGUUAUCAGGAAGGCGAUGGAGAAGGAUGAAGCCUGCUAUUACUGUUUGUUCAACACGUUUCCUGACGGUUAUCUGACAGGAAAAACCUGCCUCCAACUCUAUGAGCUGCAUGAACCCAUCCUACAAAUCAGAGAAUCAAACUCUACUGAAGAGACAGUGGUGUCCUGCUCGGCCACAGGUCGUCCCGCUCCCACAGUAACUCUGAAUGUCCCACAACAAGACCUCUACUUCUCUAACAGCAGCACAGUCAGUGUCACCAACACCAACGGUACAGUCACCGUCAUCACGACAGCUCUGCUGUCUGGUUUCCAUGGAAAUGACACACAAGUUGGAUGUGCGGCAAGACUGCUCUCAGUCCCUGAAAUGCAGGUGUUUAAGACGAUUCCUGCAGUCAAACGAUCAUCUGAUGAUGGUUUUAACGAGAAAUCUGGAUCUGAUAAGAAUGUCACUUUGAUCGUUGCAUUGUCUGUAUCAGUGGCCAUUGUUUUGGUUGUUGCUAUAGUCGUCGCUGUCCUGCUCAAACAUAAACAUAAGAACAGGGAUGCAGAUAAGAACAAUUUGCCACCAAAAUCAAUCAAAGACCAUCAUGAGUGCCAAACAGCUUUAAUGAAGCAGGAGAACGAGCAGACCAGGGAACAAACACCUGAGAAAGAAAAUCCAAAAGAGGAGAAACCAGAGUUACGACCUCCUACAGUUAGAAGACUGUCGUUUUCAUACGAAGAUAGUCAGACUUGAACAAAGCUGCAGUGAGAGCCGAUGUUUGUAAAAUGUGCAGGUAUUGUAAAAUAGUCAAAAGGUGAUGUGCUAGAAGACUGUCUGAUUUUUUUAUCUCAAGGUGAAAAAGGUGAACGUACAUAGAGAUUUGGGUGUUUGUUUUAAACUAUUUUUAAAUAUAUAUUUUAAUAACAUGUUAAACUUAUUAACCCUCAAAUUGCCACUAAUGAAAUAUGCAUUGUAUAUAUUGUAUUUUCACUUUAUUUUACCUUAUGUUUAUUAAUGUACUUAAUAGUAAUUAUUAAUGUAAUUUUUUUCUAUCUGAACAUACAUUCAUAUUUUUCACAUGAUUUUUAUGUUUUUCUCAUGUGAAACACCUGUAUAUUAUUUCCUUUGCCACACCAAAAGCAUAAUACAGGAUACAUUCAUUGUUAGCAUGUAACCAAACUAUGAAUAGAUUAUUUUUGACUCUCAAAGUCUCACAUCACCACUG